GGAUAACACAGGGACUACUUCUAAACUAUAUACCUUAAGCAGUAGCUUUUUAGUCCUGCUUCUUGGUAUAAUUAUGUAGUCACAAAAACGAAACGCUCUACCACCACAUAAGCUGUGACGAUUCCUAUUUCAAAGACAUGAAACCUGAGAUUCACCACCACGAGAAGUUGACGACCGACUUCUGUCGAGGAGCAAGUCUAAAAAAUUACGUAAUAUGGCUGUCAGUCUGCGUGUUCGCAGUUGCACUGAAAGAUGAGUUUACUGCUACAAAGCCAAGAUACUAAGACUUCUGUCGAGCAAUGUAUCCAUCUGUGUGGUCCUCGGGCUGAAUUUGGAAGCGAAUUAAAAAAAACCGAGCUACAACGAAGAGAGUCACGAAGUAGAUAAAACUAGUGCAACGAGACGAGCGGUCAAGAAGUGGCGCAAUCUUCUCCAUGUUCGUGGAUCUACUUCCUCAAAUGAACUGCAACGGCACAGAGAAACGGAAAGAUUGCGUGUCCAAUGUAACUAAAGCCCAAAAAAUUCCUGUGGUCGGCAUUUUUCUGACAGUUAUCGGCUCCAAGACAUCGUCAUAGAGUAUAGGUUAGCGACCACAGCGAUUUGCUCACUUUAGUCAUCUUUUUUUACAUACAGUGAGUCGUGUGCACAGAUACUACUACCUUCGUUUCGAUCAAUGUUCUUAUUCUUCAUCUAUGUAGACGAUAUUCAAUAUGCAUUGCGCAACAAUAGAUUAAUGUGGGUUUAUUCAACUUCAUCUUGACCUCACAAACAAAUUAUCGCUUUGCACCAGUCGCAGUCUCGAAAUACAACCAAUUAUUAUGAAUACUCACGACAUGAUCAAUUAUCGUAUUUUUCAACAAGAAAAGAUAAUUCGAAAUUGCCUUAACCCUCCAGGCAAUAAUUCUAGAUGGCACCACUCCCGUAUCCACAGUGGGUCAAACGCAUCUUUCGGACUCUUCUUCAUCGAUGCGGCGCGAGACCAAACAUGACCUGGCACCGUCCGAUUUUCGCGAAGAGGGCCUUGACCUCACAAACAAAUUAUCGCUUUGCACCAGUCGCAGUCUCUUCGUCAUAGUUCGAAAGAGUAUGCAGUUCAUUUCCUGACCCAUCGUUCUAUCUUUCCACAAUCAUCAUUUUUUUCUAGCAUUCACAUGAUUCAAAAAAUGUCUAUGUCAGGAGAAAAGACCUUGGACGAGUUGGAAGCCAAGCUUGUGGCCUAUAAGGAGGCGGGCCGCUUGGCGGAGCUGGUAAUGAAGCGAGAGGCAGAAGAAGUUAUUGCCAGGAGGGUCUACGGCUCUGCAGUGCGUAGCUUUGAGAAGAUUAAGGACAAGGCGGAGAAAGAGGCGAAGAGCCUUCGGGCCAAGAUAAAUAAGGAGCAAGGCAAGCCGGCUCCGAGCACCCAGGUCGCGAAACGUGCGCGAAAGGACCCUCCGAGCACCCAGGUCGCGAAACGUGCGCGAAAGGACCGGCUGAACCUCUGGAGUAAACUGGAGAGGGCCCAAAAGGAUUUCGUGCAGCGCAUAGAGGGGGGGCUUCAAAAAGGGAAAAAGUCAAGGGAUGCGGAAGCAAAGAACUUACACGAAAUACGUGAACGGCGUGAGCGUGCCCUGGAUGCUGUCGAUGCGCUAAUCCGGAAAGGGCAAACGCCGCAGGCAGAUGUAGUUAUGGGCAUACCCAAAUAGACGGAUGAGGCAAUCACACGAAACCGAGCGCGCACCACGGCACUGUCAUGGUCGUAGCUGAAGCUUCUUCAAUGAACGCGCCGAGCCUGGGUAUACAGAACCACGAGUCCCUUAUUGCAUAGUGGAGCCGGUAGUUCUAGUUUCUGUGUGUCUUACUCACGUUGUGGAAGCAGUAGCUGUGGGUGUGGCCUGUGGAAGAUAUGUUGCUAUUGUGCCUGCACUACUUCGUUAUUUGCGCUACACAAGAGCGAAUAUUGAGUGUUGGCCAGAGCGAGGCGCAGCACACUAUCUCUGUACAGACUAGAAGCAGCUCGGGACCAAAUGGAAAUGGCUACUUAUGUUGAUCACGAUCCUGUGGUUCACGGGAAGAGACCACGAGACCACAAGGAAGAAAAACGUCGUUCUCGAAGAUUGAAUUUGUGCGUCCCUGGAUCCAGGACGUUUGUUGCUUGUUAUUCAUAGUAUUAGAAAUGCCUCGACCUUUACCUUUACCUUUUAUCUUUUGCCUAGGUAGGUACCGCGACAGUAUUGAAAAUGAAUUAAAAUACAUGUGGUCUAAACUACCUCAAGAAUGGCUACACUACUAUUACUACUACUACUACUACUGCUACUACUAUUUGAUAACAAAAGUUUAUACCGUUGUGUGACUAAUAAAGCAGAUAUAACUGGCUCCACCGAGUAGGGGAAAGGAGUGAUCCAUGCUUGUGUUCAGUUUCGAAUAGGC
Molecule: messenger RNA, 2406 nt
Organism: Amoebophrya sp. A25
Lineage: Eukaryota; Dinophyceae; Syndiniales; Amoebophryaceae
Source: the annotation of a GenBank genome assembly